CUUCACUACAUGUAAGGAAAUACCGUUGCAAUGCAAAAGGUCGGCGGAAAUGGAUUGUGUUCCCAAACUCUGUUAGUCCAGCCGUGGUGUUUGUGGUUGGCGCUCGAGAUGGCCACAAUGUCACCGCGUGCUAGCGACGAAAAGGUCAAAAGCUUAACCAGCAGAAACUGAGUGCUGAACCAGCUCCUACGUGUCCCCUGGUCACCCAUCUGUCCAAUGCCAAGGUAUCCACUGACUGCCAUUGUCCGUGCUUCCAACUGUCUUUUUUCGGCAACUCGCAAACAGUGAUGGGUCGCAUUAGCUUCCAAAACAGCAGACUCCGUUCAGUCACACUUCACCAUAUGCCCAAAUCCUGCAGAUCUCCUUGGUUUUGAAUUGCUGGAGUCAAGCGUCGGCGAAGUGUCGUUGCUAGCGAGGUCAUGAGCACGGAUAUUGCAUGGACUUUCUCCCCGAAGCCUCAGCCAAAUCGGAACCCUGAGUGGCCAAUAUCUUGCACCGAAGGCAGGAAACAGAAACUUCCCAGGAGCCCAAGGUGUUCAUCUUAGAAGCUCUGUCAAUCGACAACCCGCCGGAACAGGGAAGUGCACUGCCAACACCGAACCUCAGUGAUGAGAGGGAGUGUUCCAGCGACCACUCAGGUGGAUACCAUGGCAGGAGUACUCCUUACACCCCUGCACGUUCCUCAAACUCAAAGAUAUCACGUCUGCUUCAGCAAAAUCGUCAUUGCAUUUCCCAAUUGUGGAUGCCGUUUGAUGUUGCACCCUUUGGUUUUUGAAGUAUAAGUUGUGCCUUCUCAAGUGCUCACACGUUUAUCUUCCUCCUGCAUGCUCCUUCCUUGGCCCCAUAGGACGCAGCAUACAGCUCUCACCACAAAAUCUUCAACACUUCAGCACACACAGCACAGAACACCACACAUCGCCCAGCAUAUAACACGGACCACAGAAUCUCUCUCCGCUCUCCUCCCUCCCUCCAGCACCCUCGCACACAUUGAAGCGGAAGACGCCAGAUAAACAACAGCUUCAACCGAAUUUACAGGGAAGCCUCUGGUAAGAUGGCCGGGAAGGCCUUCUCUUGUGGGCAGCCUGGCUGCAAUGGCGAGUACACCUCAAAGGGUGCACUCGCCAGCCAUACCAGGAGCCAGCAUGGUGGCAGGAAGCUCUCGUGCCGGUAUUGCCCCAAACAGGUAGCUAAUGCUACCAAUCUCCGCAGGCACGAGAAGACGUGCGAGAAGGGGCCCGCAAAUGCCGUGCACACCAAGUACGUCUGUGCUUGGCGUUCCUGUGUCUUUUCCGGAAAACGGAAAGACAACACCAAGAGGCACAUGGAGGCAUGUGCCAAAAGGCCUGCUCAUAUGGGGGAUGAGCUCCCCGAGCCAAUUAUGGUCCUUCCAGAGGGCCAAGUGGGUGGCGUCUUGCCAGACGUCACUCAAUGGCAGAUCGGAGAGCCCCCGGUCCUGCCUCAGUCGCGGGGGCAGGGAGAGGAGGCAGGCGCGGAAGCCGCGGGGCUUCCAGGAUUCCCCUUGAGGGGGCAAGGCCCUGUCGCAGCAUUUGCUGCCCAGGAGCCGGUUGCCCCCUUGGGGGGUUUGCAGGAAGGGCAUGAUGCCCUUCCGCAAUUCGACCUGGAUGCGCUGCUCGCGGAUCCGGAGCUGUUUCCAGAGGGGUCUGUUGCUCCUUUGGGUCUGCCGGAAGGGCAGCAUGCCCUUCCACAAUACUUCAACCCCCAGCAGCGAACAGAUGCUACGGGGCUGCUGCCGGAGGGGCAAACUGCUCCUCCGCAAUAUGUCAACCCGCAACAGCUGUUGCUUGUUGGGGGACGGUUUCCCGGGGAAUAUGGCACUCUUCUCGGGAAUAGCGCUCAGGGGAUGUCGCUAUACAACGGCAUUCCCCAGGGAUGGGCCGGGGGGCACCCUGACAUCAACGGUCGGGGCUCAGCGUUCCUCGGCCAGGGGAACUGGAACCUCUCUAAGAGGUUCGUCCCCCAACUUCGUGCAUUGUAGAGGCAACAACGCCUUUUAUAUGCUCUCCCUGGCUCAGGGUCGUCUGCAGGUCACAGCAGGGCCCUUACUGAGCAUCAACUUGAAGCACCAGCGCCAGACUGAGCUGCUAUCAAGAAUAUAAGCGCCAGCAACAUUGCUGAGACAGCUUAACCGUUGUUGUCAGUUCGGUACCUGCGGAGGAGUCCACUCCAGAAGCUCGCAAGCUUCUGGUCGAUUAAGUUGGGUCAUAAGACGGAGUGACCUCGAUUGAUACAAUCAGAUGCAGACAGCAGCAUCGAUUAGUUGAUGUCGUCGGCAUACCGCAACUUAUGAUCACUCCUCAACAAUAUCUGAGUCGCCCUUCAUCAGACAUACAGGGUUGUUCUGUAUUGCUUUGUCCAACAGCAAGUACAUCGCAGUAUCCCUUAACAGACUCUGAGUCACGUACGGGCGGCCAACAGAGCUGUUUGUUCCUCUCGCCGACACCCACUCGAGACCGCACUCCGCUUUGAGUGUCUCACGUUGCCCAUGAGUGACCAGCGAAGCUGAUCUAAGUGCAACCAGGCAGAGGGCAUACUGGGGACCCUUGUCAUAGUCUCUAAGCCAUCAGUCCAUGGCCCUCACAUGUGCCAAUCUUCAUACCGAGAAGCACUCUUCGUACAACACUCCUUCACGACACCUCUACGACCCUUCCUGGGGUACCUGUGGACCGCCAACAGAGCUUCCACAGUGCUGAUCAGUACCCACCCCAUCAGGAGCGUCUCUCCAAUACCAUGUGCACAUCCUUACCUGUCGAGCAGCGUUGUCUCCACCUCUCGCUGCAGUAUACCGCACCACACUCUCCCCACAACCUCUGAAUCACCUGCUCGCGGCCGCCAGAGCUGUCAUUGACCCACAAGGCUUGAUCAGCCUCCCUUACCAACACGAACAACCCACAAACCAGGGCUCGCGCCUCUGCAGAGGUCCAGUUCCAUAGGAGGGCAUCUCACUAACCUAUGGUCGUUCUACUUCCUGAUUACUCCCCCAUUGCCUCGACAACAACCCGCGUUUCUCAUUUGCUCACGCGCAGACGCGUCUACCUUUAUCCUAGGGAAGAGGGUGGCUGGGCGGCUCCCUGGGAUGCUUUUCUUGCUUGUCAACAACAAGAUUAUCCCAUCUACUCGUCAACCAUCUCAUCACGACGAUCCGCCAGCAACACUCCCUUCAGUUGUAUCCUGGGCAAUUGGGUGGCAGGUAACUUUCUCCUGUGCCUUUCGCUUCAUCCAUAGGCACAACGAACAGCUUCAGCAACCUUCUAUAAUCCGAACAACUCCGGUCCUUGACUCUCUGGGCAAGAGGGUGGUUGGGUGGUGCCCAGAGAGUCCUUUCAACACCUAACACACACUGCCUUCGGGAACCAGUUGUCUAGUGCAUACGCAUAGCAGGCUUACCGAUGCGUCUCCAACAGCCAAUACAUACAUCCAAUCUUGACUUCAUCGCCAAUGCCCUUCAUCCAAUCACUGCUUCGGGUGUCCUGUUUGACAUUCCGAAGACAACGGAUCGGCAUUUAGCCACGCCUGAGACCCCUUCAUAAACGUCGACACGAUACCAGUCCAUAUGUCUGGGGAAUGUGGCACGACGUGUGCAUGCCUGUGUCACGCCUGUCUUUCGCUUCCACUAGCAGCACCAUCUCAAUGUCGACGGCAUACCAUCCUCGGCUGCUAACCUCAUCCCUGUAUUUCUAUUAUCUCCUGGGCAAGAGGGCGGUUGGGUGGCAGCCCAGGAGACCAUUGCCACGUUAUUGUCACCAUCCUUCUCAGCAACCGAUCCCUGCAAAAGAUUCUCGCCGCUCGGCAUGGCUCGUAGCCACAUUAUCCUUCAUCAGCCCACUGUCAUCGGCCAACAACCUCUCGAGUAGGGUCGUACCGAUCCUAGUUCUAACCCAGAGCAACUUCCUGAGGAGCGGGUUGGUGGGCGGUGCUCAGGAACUCUUUCCAGCUUUUUCUCCUCUCUUAUCAGCAGAUACAGCACUUGCAGUGCGAUUCACAAUGCUAACAUCUUGAUUGGUCCCAUUAUCUUCAGCAUUGUUUCCUGGGCAGUGGGUGGGUGGGUGGUGCCCAGGAAACUUUUGUGGUACAACUCAAUCCUUUGAUAUGGCUCUCAUUGCCACUGGCUACUGUCCCAACCGCUUAUCCACACACCUGACAAGCUACCAAGUCAUCACCGCUACUCUAACCAUAUGGUCGACGCCCAAUUUCUGGACGUUGUCGACCUGGUAUACGAUUCCAAGGCGUUAUAUCGCUCAGACCCUAACAGCGGCACCAGGUUGCUAGACUUAAAUCAGUCUCGUGUCGAGCAACAUCUCUUGGGCAAGAGGGCGGGCGUGUGUUGCCCAGGAGAGCCGAACUCGUUUGAUUACGACAUCUCUCAUUCCGACGUGGUGCAUUGUCACCGACCCUACAUUCAGUCGUUCGCGCUGAGCAGAGGCUGGCGCCCGCACUAACGCCCCUCUAGACUUGGUAGCCUCCUGCUCUCGGUUUCUCGUCGCUGACACCAUCAUUCUCGAGAACCUCACAUUUGAGAUCGUACGCUCGCAACCGCGAAGCCGUGGGUCUCACUAGCACCACCUCCACGCACCAGCUUUGCCUUACUACCUUCUCUCGCUCCAUCGACCAACUCGAUACCUCUGACUAACACCCCUCCUACCUCGACCACUGUAUUGCUUCCACCAAUCCCCCAAUCCAAUCCCCCAACACAAGCCAAUCCCAUUCCCACUUAUUGCUGUUGAUCGUCGACCUGUCCAUGUCGAGCCAUGAUCGCAGCGCGCUGCUUUGGUCUGGUCAAGAAAGUAUGACCAUUCAUCGCCGCCACUGCAGGUCUCAUGCACAGAUUGAACUCACCCAGAGAGAUCCUUUGUUUCCAAUCGAUAUGGAUAUCGAAGACGAGUAUAUUGGGCACAUGUAAACAGAUCAUUGAGCUGUGGAUUCUUUUUUGAGACGUGACACUGUUACCCAGUCGGAUCUAUUUCUUUGAGCGGGCCAAGACCCAGCUCAGCUUGGAGAGGGCACAAACAUGUUCUCGUCGUCUUUAUCAUUCCAACACUCAUUCUUCAGACCUUCCAGCAGACCCUUGUAGGCCCUUUUGCGUUGCGGCUGUCUUUGGCUCUAUUUCCUUCGAUGGCUCUUCGAAAUCUCAGCAGACCCUGUAAGUCGCUGAUUUCCAGAUCAGUGAACGCUACUACUGUUCACAACUCGUUUACGAGGUAUGGAUGCCUGCUGUUCGAUGGAUGAAGAGAGCAAAUUGACGGGCGAGUGAACCAGGUGGCCUGGAGAGGAUAAGGGGGUGGCAUUGGGGAGUUGCCAGACUCCGAGUGUCGAGGGCAUGCAAUACUAAUAGCUUUGUCCAGUAUAUGGGGGUUGAUCCGGGUAAUCGUUCAAUCGAGUGUCUAACUUUGACAAGAGCGAGGGGUGAAGUGGACAGUACUUAGGGACAUAGUCUUCAAUGUAGAUACUCUAGGCUACUCCAAUGUACAAUAUCAGUUGUCUUAUCUCAG
This is a messenger RNA of Exophiala dermatitidis NIH/UT8656, 5507 nucleotides long. RefSeq lists its product as uncharacterized. The transcript has 4 exons. The record is from RefSeq and is a predicted model, not a curated record. Lineage: Eukaryota; Fungi; Ascomycota; Eurotiomycetes; Chaetothyriales; Herpotrichiellaceae. Bases 1052 to 1996 code for a protein of 314 amino acids.